Messenger RNA from Annulohypoxylon maeteangense, 485 nucleotides. Its product is annotated as mitochondrial ribosomal subunit S27-domain-containing protein. Gene Ontology annotation, cellular component: mitochondrion. The coding region runs from base 79 to 411 and encodes 110 amino acids. Lineage: Eukaryota; Fungi; Ascomycota; Sordariomycetes; Xylariales; Hypoxylaceae. The record is from RefSeq and is a predicted model, not a curated record. The transcript is spliced from 4 exons.
UUUUGACGUCGCGACAACUCGAUUUACUCAAUUGCAAAACGAGCAGAGGCUACUUACCUAGGCGUCCAUAUAGCCAAAAUGGCAGCAGUCACUCGUUCGAGGCUGCUGAACCUCACAAAGGCUCAAUGCGAAAUCUUCGCAACAACGUACAAUCCUGACGGCAUACGGAUGGGCAACCUAAUCCUUCGACAAAGGUUAAGAGGUCCGACACUUGCGAAGUACUAUCCUCCACGAGGCCCUACAAUCAACACAUUAGAGAGAGCGUUCAAAGGCUUGGGGUUGGAGACCAUCAACGAGCAAGAAGAGGAUAGAUUAGAGCACUUGGCGGGAGUAAAAUCGCGUGGAAAAGGCGCACCGAAGAAAAUAAGGACUCCCAAAGGCAAAGGACGUUUUGACAAAAAAAAGAAAUGAGACUAGCAUGUGCUAUAUCUGUAUAUAUGUACACAGCAAUGACGGCGUUCAUGUGGUUAUGGGAUGUGAAUGUG